GGCCAUUGGAUCCCGUGUCGCCGUCUCGCUUAUUCUCGCUGUCUCAGUGUCUCUCUCGGUGUCGCUGCGUCCAUCGCUUGCGUCGCAAGCUUCAAAUGGCAGCGGCGGCACGGGCUGAGCGGCCGCGAGCUUGACCCGGACGCGCGUGAGCUUGCACCCGGCCAUGUCGGCGCCUGGCGCGGAGGGGGUCAUGGCGGGCCUCCCCGCCGAGCACGGCCUCGCGCGCGCAGCCUCCUCCGCCUUCGAGGACGCCGACUUCUCCUCCAGUUUCGAUGGCCCUCAGCUCCCGCCGCUGCGGCUGCGCGCCUCGUACAGCGGCGGCGCGCUCGCGAGCCCUGGCUCCAGCUCCUCCUCCGACACCUUCGUCAGCAUGCGCUCCACGCCCUCAGGAAUGUUGAAUCGGUGCGGGCUGUGGUCGCCUCCUCGCUCGCCGUCGGAGGCGUCGUCAUCGGAGAUGGAGUUCGGCACGGCGCGCGAGUACGACACCACUGACGUCUUCUUCCGUGAUAACUGGCUCUACGACGACCUCCUGUUCCACGGCAAGCCGGGGAGCGACGGUGGCAAAGGGGAGGACAAGUUCAUUGUUGGUCUUGAGGUCAUCUCGCGGCGUAGUGAGAUGCGGGAGCUUGGCGAUGGCGGCGGCCGCCGGCACGUGCAUAGAGACGGCAAUGCUGACUCUGAUGGGUGCGCAGAGGUAAAUACGUGCUCGUCACCGCCCUGCAAUUGCUGCUACGGGGAAAGGAAGAAUGAUGAGGAGUUGGUGAGAAAUUCUUGCUCCGCGGUUUAUGGGAGGUAUCAUAUCGUGGACGACCAGACGGAGUUGCUGGAUGAGUGCGUUGCAGAAGCGUUCCGGUUCAGGUUGACCGAGGAUGGCGAUGCCGAGCUCAAGGGCGAUCAGUUAAUUGAUCCCAAGAAAGGAGAGGACGCUGGGUUGGACCUUAGUGCUUUGGAGAAGGAGCUUCAAAUGCUUAGUCCGUUUUUGGCUGAUGUAAAUACUCUUGAGAACCCUGGGCUUGAACAUGACUUCAGAGGCAAUGAGAAACUAGAUAUUUGCAUGGUAAUGAAUGAGGAAAUUUCUGAUGGCGAAGAAUUUCUAAAAGAUAGCUACAGUGUAAAUCCUUUUUCUGAGAGUGGUGGUCCUGAAGAUGUUUAUAGAGUGGAAGAAUUAGGGGCAGCAGACACAGAUGUUCAAAACUCUACCGCUCGUAAAUUUCAGGAAGACCUGAAAAUUUAUCCUGCAGUCUCUAAGUUUCAUCAAGAGUAUGAAGUAUUUGAAUUGAAAGUUUUCCACCGGAAAAACAGGACUGGCUUUGAGGAAAACAAGGAGUUCCCUAUUGUCAUUAAUUCAGUUGUAGCUGGAAGAUAUCGUGUCACUGAGUAUCUUGGCUCUGCUGCAUUCAGCAAGGUUGUACGGGCACACGAUCUUCGUGCUGGAGUUGAUGUAUGCCUUAAAAUAAUAAUAAAUGACAAGGAUUUCUUCGACCAAAGCUUGGAUGAAAUAAAGCUCCUUAAGUUUGUCAAUAAAUAUGAUCCCGAAGAUGAGCAUCAUAUACUGCGUCUCUAUGAUUAUUUCUACUAUCAGGAACAUCUCUUCAUUGUAACUGAAUUACUACGCGCGAAUCUGUAUGAAUUUCAGAAAUAUAACCAGGAAUCUGGGGAUGAGGUGUACUUUUCAUUGCCCAGAAUACAGGCUAUAGCUCGACAAUGCUUGGAGGCUUUGGUGUAUUUGCAGCAUUUAAAUAUAGUUCAUUGUGACCUGAAACCAGAGAAUAUCCUUCUUAAGAGCUAUAGCAGAAGUGAAAUUAAGGUUAUUGAUCUUGGAAGCAGCUGCUUCUUGUCAGACAACUUAACCUUAUAUGUUCAAUCACGUUCUUACCGAGCUCCUGAGGUCAUCCUGGGUUUGCCAUAUGAUCAGAAAAUUGACGUUUGGUCUCUUGGCUGCAUCUUGGCUGAACUGUACACUGGUGAAGUGCUCUUUCCUAAUGAAUCUCUACCAAUUAUUCUUGGUCGUAUGAUCGGGACAAUUGGUCCAAUUGACACCGAAAUGCUUGCAUUGGGACAGGAGACCCAGAAGUAUUUCACAGAUGACUAUGACCUUUUCCACAAGAACAAGCACAGGAUAUUUAUUUCUCUUAUUCCAUUCCCAUUUCCAAACCAGGAGACAGAUCAGUUGGAGUAUUUGAUCCCCGAGAAAUCAUCUUUGCGGCAUCAAUUGCAAUGUCCUGACAAGAAGUUUGUUGAUUUUCUGUCUUACCUGCUUCAAAUAAAUCCCAGAAAGAGACCAACGGCCAGUGAAGCGUUGCAGCACCGAUGGCUUUCGUUCGCAUAUCGUUGAGCUGCCAAUCAAGCUCUUUCCUGAUUUCCUCACAAGCAGGGGAGCACUUUCUGAAGUUCCCUAGCUCAUGAAUAUACAUUUUCUUUUGCAGCAGGAUUUGGUUUCGUUUUUUUUUUCUAGGUCAAUCCUUGGCAUAGAAACCCUGUUUCCAUCGUGAAUACACACUAGUUCGUGCAUGUAAAUACGAGAGAAAAAAAUCCCUAUUGUAUCCGUACAGCUGUCAUGUACUCCGAUGUUAUUGAACCAAUUCAUCACAUAGCAAAUCAAGUUGUUAUGCUU
Messenger RNA from Phragmites australis (common reed), 2614 nucleotides. RefSeq lists its product as uncharacterized. Lineage: Eukaryota; Viridiplantae; Streptophyta; Magnoliopsida; Poales; Poaceae. Gene Ontology annotation, cellular component: cytoplasm. Gene Ontology annotation, molecular function: ATP binding; protein serine/threonine kinase activity; protein tyrosine kinase activity. The record is from RefSeq and is a predicted model, not a curated record. Gene Ontology annotation, biological process: peptidyl-threonine phosphorylation; peptidyl-serine phosphorylation. Bases 164 to 2335 code for a protein of 723 amino acids. The transcript has 8 exons.